Paecilomyces variotii is the source of this 1642-nucleotide messenger RNA. RefSeq lists its product as hypothetical. The transcript is spliced from 3 exons. Bases 273 to 1439 code for a protein of 388 amino acids. The record is from RefSeq and is a predicted model, not a curated record. Gene Ontology annotation, biological process: positive regulation of catalytic activity. Gene Ontology annotation, cellular component: fungal-type vacuole; cell periphery. NCBI's taxonomy places the organism in Eukaryota, Fungi, Ascomycota, Eurotiomycetes, Eurotiales, Thermoascaceae.
UCCCGUUUCCAGGCAAUCAAGCUUCAGGUCUAUCUGGGGACCUUUCCGCCCCUCCCGUUCCACUCGUUUUCUUUUCUUUUCUGACUUCCUCAGUCUACUUUGCAGGCUUCGUCCUGCUUCCAUUCUUUUUUAAUGGGUUUUGCUCCUCCAAAGGCCUAGAAUCUCGACUCUUACCAGGCGAUCAUCGGGUCAUGUCGAUCAGAGCCCUCGAGCAUACCCGCCGUGACGAGACUUCGCCGCAAGCCCUUUCACCGGGCCAUUGAGCAAAGGCAAUGGCCGAAAAUGCAUCUGCAUUAUCCCCGAUCACAGACACCUCAGACGUACCGGCAGCUAGCAGGUCGCAGAUCACGCUGCUGGAACCCCCAAGUAUAGAUAGAACACAGAACCGGCUGGGCACACCCAAUGGGUCGGGAAGUGAACCGCAUUCCGUUGGACGCCCUCGCACUGCUACUCUGGAGUCUUCCGCUGGUCCUUCACUGUCUGCUGUACGUUCCGGUGACGACGUUCGUUCACAAGGCAAUGACCGGGAGCGACCUACGACUCCCGACGUACGGACUCUGCCUGCAUGGAUACAGUCAGUUGAUCUUCGCGAGGAUGAUACCGAUGCGACAACUCGUCUCCUCCCACCAGGUGAGGCCGUAGUGGCUCAGCACAACUUCUCCCCGCACUCGAAACAGGGAGUGGACAUCAAUGGCUCCAGAGAGAAUGGCCUCAAUGGCGACGCGAACCAAGGCGAACGUCAGUCGCGUUGGUGGACCUUUGCCAGACCUAUUGCGUAUCCCCUCGAGCGCUCACUUGAGGAUCAAGUCGUGACACCAGAAUGGCUGAAUCAGAACCUGGGUGACUAUUCCCAGCCGUGGCUGGCAGGGACUCAACACGACGAGGAUCUUGAGAAAGCACUGCCUCCGAAGAAAAAGCGCCAGAUAUGGUACAAGCGGCUUCAGACUACUCUCAUCAGGAGUCCAAUUGUGCCCCUGGUCUUUCGACUCACUGUCUGGGUGUUUUCUUUGACUGCUCUCGCGCUGGGUGGCACUAUCCAGCAUCUUGCAGAAACGUAUAGACAUCCCCAAGGGCCCUCUGGCAUUAUGGCCAUUGUCGUCGAUGCGGUGGCUCUCGUCUACAUUGUUUAUGUUACGUGGGACGAAUAUACCGGGAAACCAUUGGGUCUCCGGAAAGCUCGAUCGAAAAUGAGGCUUAUCUUCCUGGAUCUUUUCUUUAUUGUUUUCGAUUCUGCCAACCUCAGCCUGGCUUUCGAAGCCCUGUCCGAUGUGACCGGUUCCUGUACGGAGGCGCAGGUCAACGAUAUUUGGGACGGGCGGAAUGACAAGAUCUGCGAUCGCCAAAAGGCUCUCGCCUCGGUCUUGCUGAUCGCCUUAAUUGCGUGGUUAAUGACAUUUGCGGUUAGUGUGUUAAGGGUUGUCGAACGGGUUGCUCAGUGAUCAUAUAUGGCCAGGCCAUGUCCAUCUCCUGCCAUUCCGGCCAUCUUCUACAUCUUGCUCCUUCUUAGGUAUAUAUUAUGUUGCAUUCAACGUACUGCGGCGAGGAUGCUGUUUGGCGCCUCCCCGUCGGAGGCUCUUCGCGUCUUCUUAAUCUUUCUUUUUUUUUUCGACCACUAGUGAUCUCUUUUGUCAUUUGGCGGCGU